AUGUCUGUCAACGUUCCCACCAACCCCAAGCAGAAGGAGAAGGAUAUCAAUGCGAAGCUUCAGUUGUUUGGUAUCUAUCAUGCCUUCAAGAACAGCAAGCUUCCAUCGAACAAGCAAUGCGACAUUGCUUUGAACACUGCCUUGAACUCGAAAGCCCUCACAUCUCCUCCUAGUGAACUCUCAGCGGAUGGAAAGACCCUUGUGGCCGACCUGCGCAAUGUCAUUGACGAGGCCAAGAAAAUGCUCUUGGUCAAGAACGAGGGUGAACUGAUCCAGGACUUUGUCUACCAAGCCACGAAGAUCUCCGCCGGUGAUGCCAAGCGCCCUCAAGUUCCUCUCAAUAAGGAGACCGGUCAGCAGGAUGCCGAGAGAGCUCUGGAGGGUCUGAAGACUCUGGGCACACUUAUGAUCACCAAUGGAGAGUUCAGAAAGCUACUGAAUGAUGCCAUGACUCUUGGCAAGGACAUCGCCGCCGAUGCUUCCCAGAAGGCUGCCAACCAGGUUCGCCCCUCUGAGGAGGACCUUGCGCAGAUUGACCAGCCCGCCGAGGACAAUGUGUGGCACGAGAAGCCCAACAUUUCCAAGGAGGACCUGAAAGCUAAGGCCAAGAAGAACAAAGCUGCAACGCAGAACGAGGCUCAGGCUACCGUCGCCGAGAAUGAUUCCGGUGUGUCGACAAACAGCAAGGCCAAGGAGUACUCCGACAAGACCAAGAACUACUUGUCCGAGAAGAUUCCCAAGGAGCGUCGUGAGCAGACUGUCUGGCGCCUGAAGAAGAUGAUCAUCGAGAUCCAGGGCCAUGCUGACUACCAGCAAGCCGUCGAGACCUUGUUGACCAUGGCCGAGCAGUAUGCUGGUCACACCAAGGAGGCUACUAAGCAGGGCGGCAGCUCUGCCCGUGGCGUUUUGAAGAACGACAGCGUUCAGGCUGUUCAGUACAACUUGCGCACUCUUAUCGAGCGCUUCGCCAACAACACUUCCCUGGAUGCCUUCUUCGACUCGCUGAACACCAUCUACCGUGAUGCUGAGAAGGACCCCGAACUCCGCAACUGGUUCAAGAAUGUCGACACCUUGAUUCGUAAAUCUCUGCGUGAGCAAGGCUUCAUCAUGGAGGAUGAGUGCAACCGCCAGUGGAACGAGCUCUAUGACAAGGGCCGUUACCUCCUGCGUGAGCGUUAUCGCGGCCACUCCGACCGCGUCGUCGAUGAGGUCAAGUUUUUGGCCGACCAAUUCGAGAGUGACCCGCAGAAUCAGGCUCUUGCUAGGGCUUUCCAGAAACUCUUCAGGGACUUGGGCCGCGACGCCGAAGGAAAAGUUACCUUCAAGCCGGACCUCCUUCGCGAUCUCCGCGAUAUUAUCAUCCCUAACAUUUUCGAGAAUGUUCGCUACGUUCCUAUUCCUCGUAUCGAAGUCUCGGACCCCAUGGUCGAUGUCGUUGUUGAGAACCUGACCAUCGAGAGCGACAACCUGAUGCCCAACGUCGUGGAGUUCGGCAGUGACAACUACUUCCGGUGGGGCCGCAAGAAGAUCGCCAACAAGCGUGACAACAAGAUCAUGAUUUCCAUGUCCGGCAUCCAGGCUGAUUUGCGGGAUGUUAGCUACUACAUCAAGAAGAAGGAAGGUUUCCCCGCCAUCACUGACCGCGGUAUUAUGGACAUCUUCCUCGGCGGAGAAGGUCUCAGCAUCAAGAUCGCUGCGUCUACCGCUCAGGAUAAGGACAAGGAGAACUUUGUCAAGCUGGACAAGGUGAAUGUGGGCAUCAAGAACAUGGAUAUCAAGUUGAAGAAGUCUAGUCACAAGAUCCUCUUCAACACGUUCAAGCCCAUGCUGUUCCGUGUCGUUCGGCCCGCCCUCCAGAAGGUGGUCGAGGGACAGAUCCGUGAGGCCUUCCGGAAGGGCGAUGCUUUCGCCAAGGAGAUCCACACUGAGGCCAUCCGUGCCCAGGAGGCUGCCCGUGAAGAUCCCGAGAACGCCCCCUCAAUCUUCUCGCGCUACGCCGAUGCCAUCCGGGCUCGCGCCCAGGCCCAGGCCAAGAAGGCGGAGGCUGUCGCUAAGCGCGACACCAAGGUCCAGACUGUUAUGACUCUUCACGAUUCCAUCUUCCCAGGUAUCGAGCUUCCGGGCGGUGUUUCCAGCAAGGCCACCGAGUACGCCGAGCUGGCCGCCAAGGGCGAGCGCUGGGAGUCUCCUAUCUUCAGCAUCGGCGAUGCCUCCGAGUCCACUGGCAUUCCGUCUGCGGGCCCCAUCACUAACAAGCCCCACGGCGCCAGCAGCCAAGGUGCGGGCGCUGCCGGAGUUGCCUCCGCUGCAGGUGUUUCGGGCGCUACCACUGCCGCAGCUUCCGGUACUGCCAACGCGACCAAUGGCAACAAUGUCUCGGGAUACCAAGCUCGUGGCUUCUCCGAUGAGGUUGACAAGGCCUUUGUCGAUGGCAAGACCCCGGAUCUGGGGAAUGCCAUUAAGACCGGCACGAACGGUGUCAAUGGAGUCAACGGCGUCAGCGGUGCAAACGGGGUCACUGGCGUCACUGGCGUCCACGGCGUUGGCAACGGUGCUACUCCCGUCAACACCACUGGAACCACCGCCUAA
Penicillium bovifimosum is the source of this 2589-nucleotide messenger RNA. RefSeq lists its product as uncharacterized. Bases 1 to 2589 code for a protein of 862 amino acids. NCBI's taxonomy places the organism in Eukaryota, Fungi, Ascomycota, Eurotiomycetes, Eurotiales, Aspergillaceae. The transcript has 8 exons. Gene Ontology annotation, molecular function: lipid binding. The record is from RefSeq and is a predicted model, not a curated record.